Molecule: messenger RNA, 2121 nt
Organism: Hyla sarda
Lineage: Eukaryota; Metazoa; Chordata; Amphibia; Anura; Hylidae
Gene: WDR46
Product: WD repeat domain 46
Exons: 17
Coding region: 345-1961 (538 amino acids)
Biological process (GO): maturation of SSU-rRNA from tricistronic rRNA transcript (SSU-rRNA, 5.8S rRNA, LSU-rRNA)
Cellular component (GO): nucleolus; small-subunit processome; 90S preribosome
Molecular function (GO): protein binding
Source: RefSeq, a predicted model, not a curated record
AGAGGAACAACGAAAAGAAUGAUGAACAUUAUAUCAUCGUCAUAAAGAGUCAACAAGAGAAAGACCUCAAAGAUUACUUCAAAAGACAACUCCAAGGGUCCAUCUACUACAAAGGCCAAUAAAACCAAGGCUGGGUAUAAUGGGCAUCCGGGGCCGGUGCAAGGAUUUUGCCACCUUAGAAAGCGAAGCGAUACUACGAGCAGGAAGACGAGAAGAAGGACGAACCCAAGACGAAGAAUGCGCCGAGCGAUGCUGCGAAACGGGGAGGAGAUCCGGGACAAUGGAAGAAGAAAAAUGUCGUCUCCGGGACAGUAAAGAGGUUCCACAAAGGGGGAGAUGAGAAGAUGACGCAAAGACCCAAUCAAGGCCAAUGGAAGAACAACCAGAAGAAGAAAGAGUUAAUCUCCGGGGCAGAAGAUCCCUUCCCCGGUCUUCCCUCCGUGCCAAGCGAUCAGCUGAGCAGAUACGAGAGAGCGAGGAAAGCGGAGACGGAUAAGAAAACUUUUCCAGCUGUGCGGAAGCGCAUGAAGGUGGAGGAGAGCAAGGUGCAGAGCGCGCUUAACCAGGCGGCGAAACACGAUCUGCUGCUGCCGGAGGAGCAAGGGUUCCUUGAAGGCGAUGAAGGGGAGGACACGAGCAUCAUAACCCAGCAGGACAUAACCGAGGCGGUGGACAUUACUAGCGCAUCAAAGCAUUUUAACCUCAACCUCAACCAGUUCGGUCCUUACAGGAUCAACUACUCUCGGAACGGAAGGCACCUCCUCCUGGCCGGGCAGCGGGGUCAUGUCUCCUCCAUGGACUGGCAUACGAAAACGCUCGGCAGCGAGAUGAACGUGAUGGAAACGGUUAAUGACGUCAGGUGGCUGCACACUCACAGUAUGUUCGCCGUGGCUCAGAAGAAGUGGCUGUACAUUUACGACCACCUCGGCGUGGAGCUGCACUGCAUCAAAAAGUUCAAUGACGUCUUACGGAUGGAGUUCCUGCCCUAUCACUUCUUACUCGCCACGUGUAGCGCGCCAGGCUUCCUGCAGUAUUUAGAUGUCUCUAUCGGAAAAGAAAUCGCGGCCACGUGCGUGAAAGCCGGGAGGCUGAACGUCAUGUGUCAGAACCCGCACAAUGCCAUCAUUCACCUGGGUCACCACAACGGGACCGUCACUCUGUGGAGCCCUUCUGUGAAGGAGCCGCUGGUUAAGAUGUUGUGUCACAGGGGAGCCGUCCGGGCCCUGAGCGUUGACAAGACGGGGAUGUACAUGGCUUCAUCAGGGACGGACAGGAAGCUGACUAUCUUCGACCUCCGAACAUACAAACCCCUGACGUCCUGUUUCCUACCCCUUGGUGCAGGGUCCCUGUGCCAUAGUCAGAGGGGGCUGCUGGCUGCGGGGGUUGGCAACGUGGUGCAGGUAUAUAAGGACACGCACAUCUCCGCUCCGAAGUCGCCAUACAUGUGCCUCUCCGUGAAAGCCCCCAUCCACGGGCUGCAGUUCUGCCCAUACGAAGACGUGCUGGGAAUCGGUCAUGGAGGAGGCUUCACCAGCAUGAUUGUGCCAGGUGCGGGUGAGGCCAACUUUGACGGUCUGGAAUGUAACCCCUACGAGACCAAGAAGCAGCGCCAGGAAUGGGAGGUCAAAGCUCUGCUGGAGAAGAUUCAGCCCGAGCUCAUCACUUUGGAUCCCACUCGGCUCGUUGAGGUCGAUGCCGUUACUAUGGAACAGAAGCACAAGGAUAAAGUAGAACGGAUGGGUUUUGACCCCUGGGAGAAGACUCGCUUUACUCCUCGCCGAAAACUGAAAGGACGAAGUUCCACUGGGAAUUUGCUGAAGCGCAAGAAGAAAGUGGCGCAUGAGGAGAAGAGGAAGAAGAUCCGGCAGAGUCAAGCGAAAAAAGAGAAAGCGAAGGACAAUAGCAACACAGACGAGGUCCCACAGGGUCAGAGGUCAACCCUGGACCGCUUCAAAAAGUGACCUAGAAGUGUCUCCUGAAGACGUCAUACUCUCCGGGGUUAUCCGGGCCCACCCCCCCUCCAGAUGUCAUUGCUGUGUAUGUGCUGUUCGGGCACAAUGGGGGGAUACGACAGAUGGGUGGUCUCCGCGUCACCCUCCCUCCACCCACGCUGUAUAUAUG